AUGGCGCGCUGGGCUGUGAAACCAUCAAUAGCCUCCAAACGACUGACUCAAUAUUUGGAUCCCAUUCUCAUGACCAGGCAAAUGUCUGGUUGGAAACUAACCCGGUAUAAAAAGAGUCUCACCCAGCUGGCUCUCUGUAUCGCUGCUUGUGGACUCCCCUCACUACCAGGGAAACCAGCCGACGCACUGAAAAUGUCUAAGACGGGCGCCAAGAUCACCUUCUACGAAGACAAGACCUUCCAGGGCCGUCGCUAUGAGUGUGACUGCGACAGCGCGGAUUUCCACACCUACCUGAGCCGCUGCAACUCCAUCCGGGUGGACGGGGGCACUUGGGUGGUCUACGAGAGGCCCAACUUCUCCGGGGCUAUGUAUGUUCUGACGCGGGGGGACUACCCGGAUUACCAGCGCUGGAUGGGGCUCAAUGACCGCCUCGGCUCCUGCAAAGCCAUCCACCUGUCGAGCGGAGGGCGGUACAAGAUCCAGAUCUUCGAGAAGGGCGACUUCGGCGGCCAGAUGUUCGAGGCCACGGAGGACUGCCCCUCCGUCCUGGAGCAGUUUCACCUCCGCGAGGUCCACUCCUGCAAGGUGCCCGAGGGGGUCUGGGUGCUCUACGAGCAACCCAACUACCGCGGCCGCCAGUACCUCCUGGACAAGGAGGAUUAUCGAAAACCCGUCGACUGGGCCGCCGCCGGCCCCGCCGUCCAGUCCUUCCGCCGCGUCGUGGAGUGA
This is a messenger RNA of Tachyglossus aculeatus (Australian echidna), 729 nucleotides long. RefSeq names its product crystallin gamma S (gene CRYGS). The coding region runs from base 1 to 729 and encodes 242 amino acids. Gene Ontology annotation, biological process: visual perception; lens development in camera-type eye. Lineage: Eukaryota; Metazoa; Chordata; Mammalia; Monotremata; Tachyglossidae. The record is from RefSeq and is a predicted model, not a curated record. Gene Ontology annotation, molecular function: structural constituent of eye lens. The transcript is spliced from 4 exons.